UAGAGGCCCCGCCGCACACACUCAGAGCAGUGGAGAGGAAGAAGGGGCUCAGGCUGACGGGGGGGUGACCAGGGAGCACGUCGCUGCUGGUGUUCGGUGGUUGUGACUGAACUGAGGAGCUUAAAGAACCAUGAAGAACGAGGGGAUCGAGGGCACGGAGCGGUUCUUGAGCCCGGACAAAGGCAGAGGCCUGCGGGCGCUGAGGCACUUCGCGGUGGGGGAGCUGGUGUUCGCCUGCCCCUCGUUCUGCUCCGUGUUGACAGUGAAUGAGAGGGGGGUGCACUGCGAGCACUGCUUCACCAGGAGAGAAGACCUUUUUAAGUGUGGCAAAUGUAAGCAGGCCUUCUACUGCAAUGUGGACUGUCAGAGAAGUGAUUGGUCCAUGCAUAAGCUGGAGUGUUUAGCCAUGUGUGCCUAUGGGGAGAACUGGUGUCCGUCAGAGACUGUCAGACUGGUGGCCAGAAUUAUCAUGAAACAGAGAGUCACAACAGAGCGCUCCCCUUCAGAGAGGCUGCUGCUGCUCGGAGAGUUUGAAGCCCAUUUAGAUAAGAUGGACAGUGAGAAGGAAGAGAUGAACCAGACGGACAUAGCAGCACUGCAUCACUUUUACUCCAAACACAUCAGCAAUCUUCCAGAUGAGCAGGCUCUCACUGAGCUCUUUGCACAGGUUAAUUGCAAUGGCUUUACUAUAGAGGAUGAGGAACUCUCCCACCUGGGAUCAGCAGUUUUUCCUGAUGUAGCACUGAUGAAUCACAGCUGUAGCCCUAGUGUCAUAGUUACCUAUAAAGGAACAGUGGCUGAGGUCAGAGCUGUUCAAGAGAUAAACCCUGGAGAUGAGAUCUUUAACAGUUACAUAGACCUGCUCUAUCCAACAGAGGACAGGAAAGAGAGGUUGUUGGAUUCCUACUUCUUCACAUGCCAGUGUACUGAGUGCACCAGCAAGUCUAAGGACAAAGCAAAAAUGGAGAUCAGGAAGCUGAGUUCUCCGGCUGAGCCAGAGGACAUCCAGUCCAUGGUCCAUUAUGCCAAGAAUGUCAUAGAGGAGUUCAGAAGAGCCAAACACUACAAGACCCCCAGCGAGCUGCUGGAGAUGUGUGAGCUCAGCCAGGAGAAAAUGGGAGCUAUGUUCGCAGACACCAACGUCUACAUGCUGCACAUGAUGUAUCAAGCCAUGGGCGUCUGUCUCUACAUGCAGGACUGGGACGGAGCCAUGAGCUAUGGAGAAAAGAUCAUUCAACCAUACAGUGUGCACUACCCAGCUUACUCUCUGAAUGUGGCGUCUAUGUAUCUGAAACUGGGACGUCUGUAUUUGGGGCUGGAAAAGAAGACACAGGGAGUGAAAGCUCUAAAGAAGGCAUUGGCCAUCAUGGAGGUGGCUCAUGGGAAAGAUCACCAUUAUGUAGCGGAGGUUAAAAGAGAAAUUGAGGAGCAGAAGUGAGGGAGGUGCAGCUGAAGGAGCAAAGAGAUUAAAGGCAGAGGCACUGGAAUGAGGAACCUCUUUAAAAGCAACAACAGAAAUACACAUCACAUCUGCAUGGCAUGCAUCUUAUACCAGUCUGUUUUUAAAACUCUUGUUGCCCACCUUCCUCUCUUCAGACAGUUUCUUAUUACUCUACCAUCAACAUAUUCAUGUGGAGGAUGAGCACAUUUUGUAUCUGCAGCAGCCUGUCAGACCUCGACUUCAAAGCAAACAAAUAAGGAUUCAAUAUUUUGGAAUGGAAAAAAAUCCUAAAACUUAACGUUUGACCUUUGAAGGUUAUUUGAAAAUAAUGGUUUGUGUGCUGAUGCUCAAAACACAGAUUUAACACUAAUACUGCUAUUCAGAAAAGAAUCAGCUGAGAAAAGAAGCUCGAGCUGCUGCAUUUAAAGCUGCAGCAAAAGCUUUCAUGAGACACCAAAGUAAGGUCAAGGGAAUUUGUGCCCAGUGUUUCUGUCUUUGGGGUCUGAGGUCCUUCACUGUGAUCUGUGGACCCAUCAACACAUGUGGCAGCAGUUCUGGCUGCACAGCUUUGUUCCAGAGCAGCUGCUCAUGUACAAUUUUGUUUGGAAAAAAAUCAUUACAAAGUGAAUUUACAUCAGUCAAAGAGGGUUUUACUACUGCACUUCAAUUCUAUCAAAUAUUCAGCAGCAGAGUUUCUUGCCUCAUUGAUUAUUGCUUAAACUGAAAAAAAUGACUGAUGGUGCAUAGAGUACUCAGUAGCAAUGGAGACGAGAAUACAAAGAACUAUUCUUUAAUGGAUAACCAAGGGUUUGACCUGUCUUACAGUAUGUUCUUAUGUGUUUAAGAACCAGGAGAAGUGUUCUAUUGUUUAAGUUUCUUUAUAUUUGUUGUGUUUUGUUUAUUUCAUAUCAGGCUUGAUGACCAAAACGGCAACAGAUUUAACUGACAAGGAACCAGCUAUAAAUUCUCUGUUCACAGUGUAUCCUUAAGGGGUGCUGAUCUGAAAUCAGUCACAGUGAAGACAUAGAUCCUGGAUCAGAGCCCCUUUGCUCUCAGGAAAAAGGUGCAACACUGUAGCUUAAGUUGCCUUUUGUCAAGAAAUGCACCAUCAAAGCUUUAUAGUGUUUUCUCUUCAACAGCAUGAGUCCACAUUGUCCUUAUCCUGGGAAUCAAAUCAUCUUAGCAGCAGUGGGCAGAGUAUUUAUGUGGAUCAAAGACAUUGUACCUUUUACAAUUUAUUAAAGUAAAAUAUGUGGAGAUUAUGAUCACCCUCAUUUACACUUUCAGCUUUAUAAUCAGUAUGAAUACUUUUUAAACAGGAGGAAUGCAUCAUCCUUUAAUUUCUACUUUAAGAGAGGUGAUUUUGCACUCACACAAUAACCUGGGAUGAUUCAAAUAAUCAUCUGUGAAACCCUAAGAUGGUGACUUUUUAAGGCAGCAUUACCUUCAGCAGAAAUGAGUCAGGUACCCCUGAGUCUGUGUUACUUGUUAGUAGGCUGUGGUCAACAAACCAUGCUGACAGUGUUGCCUGUGUAUUAUGGUUUUAAUCAACUCUGACCAGGACAUCAUAAGUAGGAGGUGGAACAGUUACAGGUCAUGACACUGUAUUUUUCUCUACUGUAAAUUUGACUAAAGCAGCGUAUUGAAAUUUCAAGUUAAAAGCAGCUGUACUUGCUGUCUAAUGUCAAUGGUUUAGACUUAAAGACGAUUCAUGCAAUGUGUGAAGGAGACUUUACAAAUAUGAAACAUAAGGCAAUGCAAAAAUCAUCACCUGGGCCUUAUGUAAAGAUUCUUGCACUCACAAAUGCACGACUUUGUGAAAAAGAAAAGAUGUCAAAAUGGCAAACGUGUAAGCACAUUUUCUUCAAGUUAUUAGUUUGUGUCAGUAGACAGUUGGAUUAGACCCUUGAACCUGCAGUCUUCACACCAUGCACUGCAGAGGAACUAAUGUCAGAUCUGAUUUUAUAUUUUGCUUUAAAACCUGUAGCUCCCCCUUGUGUAUACUAUGGAUGCAGUUGUAUGCACCACAUGAAUGUGGGUUACUGAGGAGUACAUGACUACAGACAACUCAUUCUCCUGAGUUGUCUUUAGUCAUAUUUGUAGCAGCUCCAGCACAGGUGACCAUCUCUGUCAUCUGUAAUAAUGCAUCUGGACGGUGCCUGCCUUAAAGCAUAGGUCAUCCAAAAGCACCACUGCAACUCACUUGACCACAAAUUACAUGCAAAGUGCACAACCCAAAAACCAUAUAAACCAUUUUUUUCUCUAGGUACAUUUAUUUUCUGGUCAGACGCCAACAAAAUGCACAUGAUUGAUUUAAUUUUUCCUGAAAUGUCAUAAAAGAUAAAAGCUGUGGCACAAGGAUUUAGAGCAUUGAACUCCAUACUCACGCUGCAUGUAGAAAACCAGGUGAAGACUGAGAUCUCUGUAAUGAACCGUUAAUUUAUCAGGCAUGGAUUCUAUUCUAAUGGUAUGCAUAACUAAAGUCUGAGCCUCUUGAUUCUUUCUGUACCAUGUCAAUGGAACUCAAUAAAUAACAUUAUGGCA
Messenger RNA from Paralichthys olivaceus (Japanese flounder), 3985 nucleotides. It is a transcript of the gene smyd2a, whose product is annotated as SET and MYND domain containing 2a. Gene Ontology annotation, molecular function: protein binding. Lineage: Eukaryota; Metazoa; Chordata; Actinopteri; Pleuronectiformes; Paralichthyidae. The record is from RefSeq and is a predicted model, not a curated record. Gene Ontology annotation, cellular component: nucleus.